Mycotypha africana is the source of this 1506-nucleotide messenger RNA. RefSeq names its product phosphatase 2C-like domain-containing protein. Bases 1 to 1506 code for a protein of 501 amino acids. The record is from RefSeq and is a predicted model, not a curated record. Lineage: Eukaryota; Fungi; Mucoromycota; Mucoromycetes; Mucorales; Mycotyphaceae. The transcript has 2 exons.
AUGAAGUCUUCUAAGGCUUGGCCAAAGAUAUCUUCAGCAGCAAGACAUGUAGCACAACAGUGCCAACAUCACCAUCAGCAACAUACUCAUCAGCACUUAGUGGUAAAUCAGCAUUCAAUAAGUUUAGCAACCAUACGACCACAUAACUUAUUAUUACAGCAUCAACUUUCAGCUACUACUUCCUCAGUCUCUUCUAGUAGUAAUAAAAAUGAAAUAGCCACUAAUAACAACCAGCAUUCAACCUCAACAUCUAUUUUACCGUCUUAUUCAUUCUACAAACAGCCUUUCAUUGUACAGUCUUUCCACUCAUCACCUCCUUCCAUAUCGCCAACAAAGCAUCGGCAUCAUCGUCAAUUUUCUACCGCUCCAGCUUGUGCUAAUGCCGCAGUAGCAUUGCGGCAUCAAAUCAAUUGUAAUAGUAAUAAAGAAAGCAAACAGACCCAACAGCAUCAACCCGACGACCCUCAUCUUUAUAUUCAUCAACAACAUAGAAACAACACCAACGCUACCACAUUGAGCCCUCAUAAAUCUACUCUGCCAUCACUUAUUGAUUUCUUCGCUAAAACCUAUGCUAAACAAGCCCCAUCCUACAUUUUCUGUCACGCCGCGUCAGGCUUUGCUAAGCAACGCCGUACAACUGCUUACCUGACACCGGAACAACGCCAUAUCUUGCAACAACAACAAAAACAUUACCUCAGCGUUCAAAUUGGCGAUGAUGCCUAUUUUCGACGUUCAGAUGCCAUCGGUGUUGCGGACGGCGUAGGAGGAUGGGCUGGGGUCUCAUCUGCCGCUAACGCCGCAUUAUACAGUCGCAAACUCAUGCAUCACGCCUACAUGGAACUAGAACGUUUCGACAACAUGGAAGAUUAUCCGGAUUACUACUAUAAUUACGAUGAAUAUGCCGAUCCAAUCCGCAUCUUACAAAAGAGCUAUGAAUACAGCAAUGAUGAGGCCAGGAAAGAAGGCAUUUUGGGCUCUUGCACAGCUUGUCUAGCUAUUUUGCGUCAUGCUGAAUUGAGAAUAGCCAAUUUGGGCGAUUGCGGAAUAUCUGUAAUACGACAAAAUGACUACAUUUUCCGAAGUGAAGAACAACAACAUGCGUUUAAUUUCCCAUACCAACUAGGCACUAGUUCUCCAGAUCAGCCUAAGGAUGCGCAGACGUUCACUGUGGCUGUGGAGAAGGGGGAUAUCAUUAUCAUGGGCUCGGAUGGUUUGUUUGACAAUUUGUUUGAUGGUGAAAUACUGUCUAUUGUUAAGCGUCAGGUGGCUACAUAUACUAUACCGGGUAGACCUAGUCGAUUACUCUCGUUGGAGCCACAGGUGAUUUCAGAUGCGUUAGCGGAACAAGCAAGAAUUGUGAGCCUGUCAAAAAUGAACGUGGAUAGUCCAUUUCAAGAACGAGCGAAUCAUGAAGGCAUCUACUAUCAGGGUGGAAAGGCAGAUGAUAUCAGUGUGAUCGUUGCUAUUGUAAAAGAUUGUGAAGACUCUCCCGAUAGAAGGUUAUAA